Molecule: messenger RNA, 1467 nt
Organism: Trypanosoma conorhini
Lineage: Eukaryota; Euglenozoa; Kinetoplastea; Trypanosomatida; Trypanosomatidae
Exons: 1
Coding region: 1-1467 (488 amino acids)
Source: RefSeq, a predicted model, not a curated record
AUGGCCACCGCUGCCGCAGAGACCCUCCAGCGAGAGGUUGACGCUGCGAUAGAGGAGGCGGCACGGCAACGGGGAGGUCUGCGACGACGUGCCGCUGCUGCGUGUGACCGUAUCCGUCGGCGGCAUGCGCUUGCGCGGGCGGAGGUCCUCGCGCCGUCGUUCCGCGCUGACCUCUUGCGGCGCGGCAGGGGCAUUCAGAAGAACCGCGCCCACCUGAUGCAGACGCUGAAGCGGUUCGCGGCCGUGCUUCCAUCCGGUGAUGUUUGGGAAGAGUGCGGCCACCCCAACGUGGUGGUGGUUCUUCGCGCUGUGCAGGAGGCAUUUGAGGCGGAGGAGGAGCUGGCGCACUGGCGGCAGCCGCUGCCGUGCGAAGAGGCGUGGCAUGAGGCGUGCGCCGCUGUGGGGGACGGUGGCCGCCGCGCAGAUGUGCCCCCACAGCCGCCAGGGGGCUCUGAGCUGCGACAACGACAGCAGCAAGAGCGGUUGGAGGCGGCGUUGGAGCAUCUGCUCGUUCCAUCCUGCGCGAAGAUGGGGGCGGAGGAGGACGAGGCUGCGGCUGCGGCGGCAGCAGCGCCGCUCGGCUCUUGGAUCUCGCUCCCGUGCUUCUGUACCAUGGCGCACUUCUGCAGGUACGACCAGCUGCCCGUGGUGGUGGCGGCGGCGGCGGCGGCGGCGAGAGGCGGCGGCGGCGGCAGUUCGAUGACGGCGGGCGUACGUGAGGGGGGCGACGAGGCGUUGCACGACGCGGAGGCGGAGGCGGAGCGGGGCGACGGCAGGGUUGCGCAGGUGGCCCUGGAUGCCGCCGCGGCGCACCUUGGCCGCCUCGGGGGCCGGGCCGGCGAGGGCACCGACGGGAGCAACCAGGCGGGGGAUGCCGGCGAGGAGGAGGCGACGGAGUCGGCGUUGGAAGAGGUACGGCUGCGGGUGUCGCUGGAGGUCGCGGCGAGAGUCACAGCGUGCAGAUAUGCGGCGGAGUCGCUGGCGGCGGGCGCGGAUGGUAUUCUGUUGGACGGCGUGACGACCGUGACUGCGGCGGCGCCCCUCGCGGUGCCCGUCACGGUGCUUGUGUUGCCGCCGAUGGAGCAGCUUUUCUUCUGCGUCGCGUACACCAUCGGCGCGGCGAUCCUGCGGGAUGAGCAGAGGGAGCGGCGUGCGGCCGCCGAUGCCGCCACUGCUGCGGACGACGAUGGCGGCGGCGAUGGCUGGAGGGGGGCGUUGGAGCGGUGGAUGCGGCGGGAAGGGCCCGUCGGCACCGCAGGCGGCGGAACGCCCGUUGGUCCCCGCCUGCUGCAGUACCUACUGGACUACGUCUUUUCCCCCGCCGAGUGUGACAGCCAACGGAAGGGAGCGGCAGCGUUGGUGCAGCCGCGCACGGCGCGACGGUGGCUGGAGCUCGCGUUGGGCAACACCCCCGAGAAGGAGGGCGCCAUAGACGCCAUGAUGGCCCGCUACCUGAAGCGGCAAUGA